Orussus abietinus is the source of this 2581-nucleotide messenger RNA. Its product is annotated as tyrosine decarboxylase. Lineage: Eukaryota; Metazoa; Arthropoda; Insecta; Hymenoptera; Orussidae. The record is from RefSeq and is a predicted model, not a curated record. Bases 140 to 1888 code for a protein of 582 amino acids. The transcript is spliced from 4 exons. Gene Ontology annotation, molecular function: pyridoxal phosphate binding; carboxy-lyase activity. Gene Ontology annotation, biological process: amino acid metabolic process.
UCUCGACCCUCGGAAAGAGGUGUCCCCCUACAAAUCUACACUCUCGCUCGUCGCGGAAAAUAAUAUCCAAACGAAAACCCGAAUCGUUGCGAACCUAAGUUUUUCAUUUCCGUGAAUUGAAUUCCCUCCCCAAUCCAGGAUGGAUUCCCCGAAAAGAAUAUUAAAUCGAAAGAUUCUCGCUAAUAGACACACAAACGAGGAGAGCUCCCAGUGCCAACGAAGAAUGAACAUCGAAGAGUUCCGAGUGCGAGGGAAGGAGAUGGUGGAGUACAUCUGCGAGUACUUGCGAACUCUGGAGAGUAAACGAGUAACGGCAUACGUGGAGCCAGGAUAUCUGCGGCCUCAGCUUCCAAAGGAAGCCCCCGUGAAGCCAGAGUCCUGGGACGCCAUAAUGCGCGACGUGGAGUGCAAAAUCAUGCCAGGAAUUACGCACUGGCAGCAUCCCCGCUUCCACGCGUACUUCCCAUCAGGGAACUCGUUCCCAUCGAUCCUAGCCGACAUGCUAUCGGAUGCAAUCGGCUGUAUAGGCUUCUCAUGGGCAGCAAGUCCAGCGUGCACGGAGUUGGAGACGAUCGUCCUGGACUGGUUCGGAAAAGCGAUAGAUUUGCCACAAGACUUCCUGGCGGAGCAAAAAACAUCCAAGGGCGGAGGAGUGAUCCAAGGAUCAGCCUCCGAGUGCAUCCUGGUGUGCAUGUUGGCGGCAAGAUCCCAAGCGAUCAAGAUGCUGCAGCAGCAGGACCCCAGGACGGAGGAUUCGGCAUUUCUCCCAAGACUGGUAGCCUACUGCUCGACCGAGUCCCACUCCUGCGUGGAAAAGGCGGCGAUGAUAAGUUUCGUGAAAUUGCGAGUCCUGGAGCCGGACGAGAAGUGUUCCUUGCGAGGGAAGACCCUGGAUGAAGCGAUAGCCGAAGACGUUGCAAACGGCCUGGUGCCUUUCUUCGUCUCCACGACUCUAGGGACAACCGGCUGCUGCUCCUUCGACGACCUGACGGAGAUAGGUCCCGUGUGCAAGAAGUAUCCUUCGAUCUGGCUUCACGUGGACGGAGCGUACGCAGGGAACGCGUUCAUAUGUCCGGAACUGCGUCCUCUGAUGUCCGGGAUCCAGUACGCGGACUCGUUCAACACGAAUCCGAACAAAUGGCUGCUGGUGAGCUUCGAUUGCUCCUGCCUAUGGGUCAGAGACAGGGUGAAGCUGACCUCGGCCUUGGUGGUGGAUCCGUUGUACCUCCAGCACGCCAACUCCGACGAGUCCAUCGACUAUCGCCACUGGGGCAUCCCCUUGUCCAGGAGAUUCCGUGCUCUGAAGCUGUGGUUCGUCCUGAGGUCCUACGGCAUCACGGGCCUGCAGAAGUACAUAAGGAAUCACAUAAGACUGGCCAAGAGAUUCGAGACGAUGAUAAAGAGGAACAAGCGAUUCGAGGUCGUCAACGACGUGAGGAUGGGCCUGGUCUGCUUCAGGCUGAAGGAGUCGGACGAGAUCAACCAGGAGCUCCUGGCGAACAUCAACGCCUCGGGAAAGCUGCACAUGAUACCCUCCAGAGUGAAGGGGAAGUACAUCCUGCGCUUCUGCGUGGUCAAGGAAGACGCCACCGAGGUGGACAUCGAGUUCGCCGUGGACGUCAUAGAGGAACACGCCGCGGAGGUCUUGCUUGCCCAUUACGAAGGCGCGGAGUCUGCGGAGUAUAUAAGGAAGAGCCCGAAGAGUCCCGUGCCGAUGGACAAGAAGCUGGUCAGGAAGUUCAGCUUCACCAGGAGCGUCUCCAAGGACGUCUACAGGAGGUCGUUGUCCAAGUCCAGUCUUCACGAUGGGGCCACUCCCAUCAUGGUGGUCGACGACCACGCGCAGGUGGAGACCAUUGAGGAGGACAUGUUCUGUAAUGGUCGGUAGACCGCGUCGAAGCUCACGGUGUCGAAAGAGAGUGAUCAAUUAUUCUCGUUACCGUGAGCCAUGCGACCUGGUGAUCGUCCGCGGGAAUACUUGAUAUGAUGACCCUCCACGUGUCCGUUAGAGGUCCCAGAUGAUACCCAUGGAGGUUUGGUGGCCCGAUGUCUCGAAUGGACCCCGAAGAUAAGUUGCGAUACCCUCGUCGACUCGGAAGAAUUCCUGCGAUUCCUCGUGAACGUUCAUCUAUCAUCGGUCCCAGAAGAUGGUUAUGGAACUUUGAUGGCCUCGGAUCCUGACGUAGCGCCGGAGACGAUCAUCCCCAGGUCGCAAAUUUCAGCUCAGCUGGUCAGAAUACCGUUGUUGGACCCUCUAUAUAUUCUUCGGAAACACCAGAGGAUGCCUACGAAACUCUGGUGGCCGUUAACCCUAACGUAGUUCCAGGGAAUGCCUAUCGAACUCUCCUGGCUCUAGAAGGUUCCACUCCUGAUAUAUUGGGUUGAUGCACAAGUAAUGGUGUUUUUUUUCAUCCAAUUUAUGAGGAUAAACCACUCAUUACUUACGCAUCAACGUUAUAAUCCGGAAACGUUUCUCGAUAAGUCGCGGUCAUUUUCGAGCCGCCUUAAGGAUGAUAUGAAAGUGGCGGCACGCGUUUAUAAUACUUUUCUCUGAAUUGGGUGUAUCGAAUCGUUUCAAAGU